CAAAUUUCAUGAUUUUAUACUUGACUUUUUCAGUUUGGUACAGUUGCUCUUUGCAAACAAACAGCCAGACACCAUUUCAUUCUUAAGUUGCAAAGAGUCAGGCGUCUCGGUGGCGUUACUCAUGAAACUGUCAUGGAUCCUGGUUGGGUGGCUUUUACUUUCUGGCCCGAGGAACCCUUGAUGGCUACCCUUUCUAGAGAAAAUCCUGCUGAGAAAAGAUCAAAUGAAAGCUGAGAGAGGAUUGGUUGAGCCUGGUGGGGAUUUUCCAGAUGAAUGUGCACAGGGCCUACCACUCUGCAUGCCUUUCUGUUUACAUCAUCAGGAGCUGGGUGAGCUCAGGGCCGGCAGAGACAGUUUGGAAGAGGGAAGUGCUGCUUGAGAAGGUUUGCUGCGUUUUUCUCUGCUGGUGAUCCUCUUUUCAGGCACCUUGUGAGGUAAAGGGCUUCUUUGUGGAUGGUAGCAUAUGCGGUUGUGUGUGAACCCAUCAGGUGAUUGUUAAACAGCUGUGCUGAGGCCAUGCCUGGAUCAGAUAACUGGAAUCAUUUGUGCCAGUGAAUUGGUUGUGUGAGCUCAAGAGCCUGGCUUGAGAAGCAUUUAUAUUUUUCAAGUAUAGAUGCCAGCAUCCAUCCCCUUAAGCUAUCAGUAUGGCUAAUGUUUGGGUUCUGGUUUUAUACUGGCUUUGUGUAGGGCUGGAGAGUUUAGACUGAGCAGAACCAUGGCCUGGAGCUUCCUGUUUCUGACUGAUUCCCUGCUACUUCUUCCACUUGGCUUUAUUUGGAAUCCAUGAUGGGUGCUCCUGAAGAGCCAUCUCUUACUGAAACGAAAGACUAUGAAACAUUGCAAGCUGUCAGCCGUCUGCCUUGCGCCAUCAUGGAGAGAGCGCCAUCUCUUUACCAAGAGUGCUGCAUUUUAUUAUGUUAUUGCUUAACUUCCUUAUGUACAGUAGAGUUUGUGUAUAUGUUACUGGAAAGGUCAGAGUUUGGUGUUACAGAUUUUCUUACAAAUGUCAGUAACAUUUGGUAAGAAUUGUUUAAGGAGGGCUAGACUGCUAAGUUGAUUCUAAGGUUUUCUUUUCUUUCUGAGUGCAUCCCAUGAAGUCAUCCGAUCCUCUUCUGUCGGUGAAGUUCUUCAUGCAGCCCUUUCUGUUGUUCUUGGGGAAACUGAAGCAAACAAGGCUACGUCAUGCAGCUUUUAUUACAUUUACAUGUUGGAUUAGAUUAUGAGUGCCAACAAGAACGCCCGCUACAAUCGUUUCCCCAGCGACACAACAAACGGUGCUUCUUCAGAAACCAUUAACGGGACAAGAAUGGAGACUACUUUUGGGCCUUCUUACUCUGCAGUAACCACCAUCACAAAAGCGGAUGGAAGUACUACUUUCAAGCAGCAUUGCCGAACAGCCUCCUCUUCCAGCACGCUCACCUAUUCCCCUCGUGAAGAGGACGACGGCAUGCCACCAAUUGGCACUCCACGUCGCUCUGACUCUGCCAUCUCUGUCCGCUCUUUGCAUUCUGAGUCCAACAUGUCCUUGCGCUCAACUUUCUCUCUCCAUGAGGAAGAGGAGGAGCCAGAGCCCCUGGUGUUUGCUGAGCAUCCUUCAGUGAAACUCUGCUGCCAGUUGUGUUGCAGUGUGUUUAAAGAUCCAGUGAUCACAACUUGUGGGCACACAUUUUGCAGGAGAUGUGCCUUAACUUCUGAGAAGUGCCCAGUGGACAAUGCCAAACUGACGGUGGUCGUCAACAACAUUGCUGUAGCCGAGCAGAUUGGGGAGCUCUUCGUUCACUGCAAGUAUGGCUGCCGCCCUGCCGCCAGUGGCAAGCUUUCUGCGUUUGAGGUGGAUCCCCAUGGCUGCCCAUUCACCAUUAAACUGAGUGCCAGAAAGGACCAUGAAGGUAGCUGCGAUUACCGGCCGGUGCGCUGCCCCAACAAUCCCAACUGUCCGCCACUUCUCAAGAUGAACCUGGAAGCACACCUCAAGGAGUGUGAGCAUAUCAAGUGCCCCCAUUCUAAAUAUGGGUGUACGUUCAUAGGCAACCAAGACACCUAUGAGACUCACCUGGAAACGUGCAAAUUUGAGGGCCUCAAGGAGUUCCUUCAGCAGACAGAUGAUCGUUUCCAUGAGAUGCAGGUAGCCAUGGCUCAGAAAGACCAGGAGAUUGCCUUCCUGCGAUCCAUGCUGGGCAAGCUUUCCGAGAAAAUUGAGCAGCUGGAGAAGAACCUGGAACUGAAGUUUGAUGUGCUGGAUGAAAACCAGAGCAAGCUGAGCGAGGACCUGAUGGAGUUCCGGCGGGACGCAUCUAUGCUCAACGAUGAGCUGUCUCACAUCAACGCCCGGCUGAACAUGGGAAUCUUAGGCUCAUAUGACCCCCAGCAGAUCUUCAAGUGCAAAGGCACCUUUGUGGGACACCAGGGCCCAGUCUGGUGUCUGUGUGUCUAUUCCAUUGGGGAUUUGCUCUUCAGUGGCUCGUCUGACAAAACUAUUAAGGUGUGGGAUACCUGUACCACAUACAAGUGCCAAAAGACCUUGGAAGGCCACGACGGAAUCGUCCUGGCACUCUGCAUCCAAGGGAACAAACUGUAUAGCGGCUCUGCUGAUUGCACCAUCAUUGUCUGGGAUAUUCAGACCUUGCAGAAGGUCAACACCAUCCGUGCGCAUGACAACCCCGUGUGCACACUGGUCUCCUCACACAACAUGCUUUUCAGUGGUUCUCUAAAGGCCAUCAAGGUCUGGGACAUUGUAGGCACUGAGCUGAAGCUGAAGAAGGAGCUGACGGGCCUUAAUCACUGGGUCCGAGCACUCGUGGCAUCCCAGAAUCACCUGUACAGUGGGUCCUACCAAACGAUCAAAAUCUGGGACAUCCGGAACUUGGAGUGCGUGCAUGUUCUGCAGACAUCAGGCGGCAGUGUCUACUCCAUCGCAGUCACGAACCACCAUAUUGUGUGUGGCACCUAUGAGAAUCUCAUCCAUGUGUGGGACAUUGAAUCCAAAGAACAGGUGCGCACGCUGACAGGACAUGUGGGCACUGUGUACGCCCUGGCCGUCAUCUCGACACCAGACCAGACCAAAGUCUUCAGCGCGUCAUACGACCGGUCGCUGCGGGUCUGGAGCAUGGACAACAUGAUCUGCACGCAGACCCUGCUGCGCCACCAGGGCAGCGUCACCGCCCUGGCAGUCUCCAGGGGCCGCUUGUUCUCUGGCGCGGUCGACAGCACUGUUAAGGUUUGGACAUGCUAGUGAGGGGCCGCUGUCCGCUUGGGGAUGCCAGACUACCGAAUACUCCUCAGCCCCCCGCGACCUUCUGCUGCUUCUCUCUCCGAAGCCCCAGCAGCCGCCACUGGUGAGAGCGCCUCACGGCCCGCAUACCUCAGCCCUGGCGCCGGCAACGUGGCAGGCCCUCGGAGAGGCUGGCAGCCCAGGACCACUUCCACUGUAGCUUCCUUUCCAAGUCGGUAGGCAGGGGACUUUGAUCGGGCGCUGCUGCAGCUCCAGCUUACGACCUUCGGCCGAUGGAACAAAGCGGGUGCCAUGCUCUCGUGGGAAGCGGCCCCGGACCUGGUGGCACGAGUGCCCACAGUGCCCCUCGCGAGCAGGAGCGCUGGAGCCAAGGGUGUGGGGGGGCCCUCUCUGUCCUAGUGUUUAGUCCAAUCUGCUGAGCUUUUCCGUGUGUGCCCACCACCGCAAGUGAUAAAAACCGUUUUCCUCUCGUGUAACCAGGUACGAUUGUUAUGUCACCGGCCCCGCCCCUUGCUUCUGGUACCACAGGGCCACCUGUGCACAGCAUCACGUCCUCACGGCCUCCACAGUCAGACAGGGAGAGCCCGCUGUUGGGUUUUUACUGACAUUUUCUACUGUUUUUAAGAUUGUGAUAUAGAUUUGGAUUAUUUCUUUCUUGACAAUAAAAAUGGACCAUUGUUUUAGGCAA
This is a messenger RNA of Varanus komodoensis (Komodo dragon), 3920 nucleotides long. RefSeq names its product TNF receptor associated factor 7 (gene TRAF7). Gene Ontology annotation, cellular component: cytoplasm; nucleolus; nucleus. The record is from RefSeq and is a predicted model, not a curated record. The transcript is spliced from 21 exons. Lineage: Eukaryota; Metazoa; Chordata; Lepidosauria; Squamata; Varanidae. Gene Ontology annotation, biological process: protein polyubiquitination; Notch signaling pathway; proteolysis. The coding region runs from base 1220 to 3232 and encodes 670 amino acids. Gene Ontology annotation, molecular function: zinc ion binding; protein binding; ubiquitin-like ligase-substrate adaptor activity.